ACAAGAUAUUUCCGACAGAUGUUGCCGAAUCACAUUUGUCAAUGAGAGGGGACGCGACAACAUUGUUUCCGCCAAACUGAACUUUGUGAAUCAAGUUAAUAAUAACAUCUCUCCAUAGUUUUUCGUGUAGAAGAAGGGAAUAAGAAUGUCUUUGAAUAAGCCCAAAUCCGAAUUAACACCAGACGAAUUAGCACGCCAAGAGGAGGAAGAGUUCAAUACUGGCCCACUGUCUGUCCUAACUCAAUCUGUGAAAAAUAACACACAAGUUCUCAUCAAUUGCCGCAACAAUAAGAAAUUAUUAGGUCGUGUAAAAGCCUUUGAUCGUCAUUGCAACAUGGUUCUUGAAAGCGUUAAAGAAAUGUGGACUGAAAUUCCACGAACAGGAAAAGGGAAGAAGAAGGUCAAACCCGUUAACAAAGAUCGAUUCAUUUCGAAGAUGUUUUUGAGAGGCGAUUCUGUCAUUUUGGUCCUGCGUAAUCCACUCGCAUCAUCCGCUAAAUAAUUGAUAAUAAUCAAUCUCUAAUACAGAAAUAAAAACAAAACUAAAUAAACAUAAAGUUAAUGAAACGAA
Sitodiplosis mosellana (orange wheat blossom midge) is the source of this 571-nucleotide messenger RNA. It is a transcript of the gene SmD2, whose product is annotated as probable small nuclear ribonucleoprotein Sm D2. Lineage: Eukaryota; Metazoa; Arthropoda; Insecta; Diptera; Cecidomyiidae. Gene Ontology annotation, molecular function: RNA binding. Gene Ontology annotation, cellular component: U2 snRNP; U1 snRNP; U4/U6 x U5 tri-snRNP complex. The coding region runs from base 146 to 502 and encodes 118 amino acids. The transcript has 3 exons. The record is from RefSeq and is a predicted model, not a curated record. Gene Ontology annotation, biological process: RNA splicing; spliceosomal snRNP assembly.